GAGGAGAGAAGGGAAGGGAAUGGUUGAAACGAAUGAGAAUGAACGACUGACACGCGUCUGGUGGAGGGCGAUAAGGACAGACCCAGAUAAAGACACAUUCCCUCUGAGGGUUUUUGCAUUCUUCGUGUUGCGCUGGGGCUGUGAAGAGAAAACUGCACGCAAAGCAAAGUUGAGGGCCUGCACAGGGUCAUGGAGUACUGCCAUCCAUCGCCAGUGAAGAAUGGUUAAGGGUGUCCGUGUUGGGGAAAGAGGACCCGGCGUCGGCCCGUGUGGGUGCCGGAGCCAGGAGGGCAGGGAAGGAUGGCUGGAACGACAGGCGCAGACGGGGAGGACGUAGGGCGGCAGAGAGGAGUGGGAGACGCCAGUGCGAGAGCGGCUCGUGUUCGUGGCGGUGCUCCGAGCCGCCCAGGUGAAGUUGUCUACUGAUCCCACUUCACAGGAAUUGAAACUGGUGAAAGAAAUACUCUUGGAACAAAACUGCCACCAAACUUUCUUGAAUCUAUUAUCCUCAAGUGAGGGACGCGGACUGCCGGCGUGAAGGCCACAGACGAACCAGUGACGGCAGAUUCCCGCCUUCUGAACGUCAGUAAAAAAAUCUAACACAUCAAAUACUCGAAGUGUUGAUAACGGAAAAACAAUUUGUGAAAGUUAAAGGACAUUUUUUCCCACUAGAUACGCAUAACAAGAAUAGACGUCUUGGGAAAACAGAACCCUUGUCUAGUGUCCUUCAAGGUAUUCCCUUCAAAUGUACAAUGACAAUAAUAAUACAACUUCUGUGAUGGAAGGUGUUGAGGGUACAAAAUGAAUUCGUCCAUGAAGAGCACGAACAGUAUUGGCGUGAACCUGUAAUGGACAUAAACAGUGGGAUCCAGAUACACACACGGAGGUGACAGCUACGUGACCUCAUCCCAACAGCCUUGACCCGGAUCAUUCACGGUGACCUGACCACAGCUGGGAAUUGGAGCCACUGUCACCAGAGCCACACUAUCCUCAUCACUACUGACUUCUGACAUCACUCGUGUGCGGGUGUGGCGAGGGGCACGGCUGCCAUGGUGGCGGCGGUGACGGCUACGUGUGCAUUCCUGAAAGCUAGAGGCUUCGCGCGGGCUGUUCCCGCUUGACCUUAGCUCGAAGACACUCGCCAUUGUCCCAGCAACCAUGUACAACUCCAGUUCCAGCACCGCCGCCCUCACCAGCACAGCGGCACCCCUCCUGGCGGCGGUGCUCUCCUCCAUUGCCCCGCAGCCCACAUCCAUCCUCGAUCCAACCCUGGACUCGCCCACCCCGGCCCUUGUCAACGGGACGGACAAUGCCACGGCGGAGAUGCAUGAGUACGCUCCCUUCCUCGCCGGGUCACGCUACGUGGUGCAGCGAGUGUUGGUGCCGGUGGUCCUGGUGUUGGGCGUCGUGGGCAACACCGUCACCAUCGUCGUCCUCACCCGCCGCCAGAUGAGGUCGUCCACUAACUCGUACCUCACAGCGCUGGCCAUCUCGGACCUGCUGUACCUCGUCUUCAUUUUCUCGCUCUCUAUCCGCCACCACCCGGGCAUGAACAAACCCCACCACUGGAUUUACUGGCACUACUUCCGCUACGCCCUGUGGCUCACCGACGCCUCCAGCUCCACCUCCAUCUGGCUGACCGUCACCUUCACCAUCGAGCGGUACAUCGCCGUGUGUCACCCCAUCAAGGGCAAGGUGUUCUGCACGGAGAGUCGCGCCAAGAGGGUCAUUGUGGCGGUGUUUGUGUUGUGCUUCUCCCUCACCGCCUCCACGCCGCACGAGUGGGUCAUCCUGAGGACCACAGACAGCUCGGGACAGACGCUUCUCAUGAUGGACUACUCCUGGCUGGGAUCACACAAAACCUAUAAGAAGGUGUUCUACUGGUUCACGGCCGUCAUAUUCAUCCUGCUGCCGCUGGUGCUGCUGGCGGUGUUCAACUCGGUCCUGAUACACAUCGUGAAGCAGAGUCGCGCCACCCGCCGCACAAUGACCAACUCGGCCGUCGAGCGCGACUCCCACUCACAGUCACAAGAGAACAAGAUCACCAUCAUGCUUAUCGCCGUAGUGCUGCUGGCGCUCUUCUGCCAGCUGCCCGUGGCGGUGAUGCUGGUCUACCAGUCCUUGCACCAGUCGAAGCGGGGUUCCAGCUCUUUCUACAUCGAGCUGGGUCUGGGUAACAUCUUCAACCUGCUCGCGGCUAUCAACGCGGCCUGUAAUUUUGUGCUGUACUGUGCAAUGAGUGACAAGUACCGGCGAACCUUCCUUUCCACCUUCUGCUCCCGCUGGUACCGGCAGCCGUCGCCCCUCCACUCCUGGAUGGCCACUGCCUACAGCAACGUGGAAGACGGCAGCCCCAGAUUCUCGCGAGUCUCCUCCAUGAGGAUGUCGCGAAGGUCCUCUCACAGGAGUAGUGGGUCGGGCAGCCCAAGGGGAAGCCCCACUCAGGGCCGCUUCCUGGGCGGGUUUGGGCGCCAGGGGCCCUACCUCACUGUACCCGCCCACCCUACUCAUGCCGCCCACGAUGACCCCGCCCAAGCUUUCUUACGCAAGGCAUCUCCGGGGGCCGCCACCCAUCACGGCAACAAUGGUGUAGCGCCUCGCCCGCCCAGCCCUCCCAGCCCUGCACACAUCAGCCCCGCCGCCUCUGCUGCCGCUCUUCUCAACGGCCAGCCCGAGUCCCCUCACCGAUCGCAAGCCUCAGGAGCCUCGCCGGGCAAGGGGCCGCGUCGCCUGGCUCACCGCCUCGCCGCCCUACUUCCAGGCAAUCGUGCUCCUAGAACUCAGCUCGCCGGCCGCCACAUUGUCAUCACCUGCCAGCAGCCUUCCCUCGACGACCAGACGGCGCUCUGAGGGGUUAGGAAGUGGUGUGCGACUGAGGGUGUAAGGAUGAAAAACUACCCUGAGAGUGUGUGAAAAGAUCUCAUUUACCGACAGCACAGUAUGAAGCUGUCAUAGAAGUGACAAUAGAUGAACAGUUCCCUAAAAAUAGGGUAAAGCUUUCUAAAGACGCAAGUCGUAAAUGAAUGAUAAAAUGUCCCCCGGGUGUGGAAAUGGAGAUCCAGUUCAGGACCACGACUGGGGGCUACUGCGACCACUUGGCAUACGAUGGAGUUGAAUAAAUCGAAUGCCUCGAUCAUCAGGCACUGUGAGCUUAUUUCAACUUUUAUGUUGCGUUUAUUGCAGUUUAUUUUGCAACUGAAGAUGAAACAUUAUCCGAGGAGCUUUCUGUUGCACGAAAGUAACUCAAUAAUGAACAAAUCGCUAGAUGCUGAUUAUUAGGCGAAGCAAUAUUGUGCACUUUGCUUCCUCUACUAUCCUCGGCAAGAAGUUGGCGGCGUUUAUUGGCUUCGACUUCCCAACAACGUCAGCUCGGAAAAGUUGCCAGUUCGACAAUGGGAAACAUCCGGACUAGUAAGACUACCUUUGUGCUAGGCCUGGAAUGAGGAAACCUAGCGAAUAUCCCCAAGGACAGGAGUAUGUGUCAUUGUACUGUGCUCAUUCAUUGCCCGCGUCGGUAUAUGACUUGCAGACCCGUCAGUAGCAGGCUGUACACACAGUCGACGUGAAUGACAGAUUUUAGUUGCCUUUACUAACAACAAACGAAAAGGGCAAUCAAGAACUUUUGAGACGACACAAGGAGGAAUAGACAUCUGUUUGUUCAUUUGUAAUGAAGCAAAUAAUUGACCGACAAGAUUUGAAACAAU
Molecule: messenger RNA, 3704 nt
Organism: Eriocheir sinensis (Chinese mitten crab)
Lineage: Eukaryota; Metazoa; Arthropoda; Malacostraca; Decapoda; Varunidae
Product: FMRFamide receptor-like
Exons: 9
Coding region: 1159-2850 (563 amino acids)
Biological process (GO): G protein-coupled receptor signaling pathway
Cellular component (GO): membrane
Molecular function (GO): G protein-coupled receptor activity
Source: RefSeq, a predicted model, not a curated record